Ctenocephalides felis (cat flea) is the source of this 690-nucleotide messenger RNA. RefSeq names its product histone deacetylase complex subunit SAP18-like. Gene Ontology annotation, molecular function: transcription corepressor activity; transcription factor binding. The transcript is spliced from 2 exons. Gene Ontology annotation, cellular component: nucleus. Bases 157 to 627 code for a protein of 156 amino acids. The record is from RefSeq and is a predicted model, not a curated record. Gene Ontology annotation, biological process: negative regulation of DNA-templated transcription. NCBI's taxonomy places the organism in Eukaryota, Metazoa, Arthropoda, Insecta, Siphonaptera, Pulicidae.
UGACAUUUGUGAGAAAGAAGCCAGAAGCCGAAAAAUUCAAUUUUCAACUUUUGCUGACAGUAAACGAGAAAUUAAUAUAUUGAAUUAUUUAUUAUCAUAACAGUCUUUUUGUAGUUAUUGUGAUAGAAGUGACAGAUAAGCUAAAUUAUAUCUAAAAUGGCAGGUGUUGAAUCCAUGGUAGUUGAAGAAAAACCAGUACCUGGUAAACCGAUUGAUCGCGAAAAGACUUGUCCUCUUCUUUUAAGAGUCUUUUAUUCUACUGGACGACAUAAUCCUCCAACAGAAUACACACGUGGUCACGUCCCUCAAAACGAACUGCAAAUUUACACCUGGAAAGAUGCCACAUUGCAAGAAUUAGCUUCAUUAGUUCGAGAAGUUAAUCCAGAAACAAGACGUAAAGGAACUUACUUUGAUUUUGCCCUGGUAUUUCCCGACUUUCGUGGGAAUGGUUAUCGCAUGAGAGAAAUUGGCAUAACUUGUUCUGGACAAAAAGGCACUGACGACUCCAAAACUUUGGCUCAAGCCAAAUUUACAAUAGGAGACUAUUUAGAUAUUUCAAUUACACCACCAAAUAGGUUACCACCCCCGAUGAGGAGGCCUCCAAUGCAUAAUCGUGCACAUUUUUAAACAUUAAUUUAAAGUUGACGAAUUACUUGAAAUCUUAAGAAAUAAUUAUGUUUUAAAAAUAAC